Messenger RNA from Vigna radiata var. radiata (mung bean), 2181 nucleotides. RefSeq names its product protein STRUBBELIG-RECEPTOR FAMILY 2. Gene Ontology annotation, molecular function: protein binding; protein kinase activity; ATP binding. The transcript is spliced from 16 exons. Gene Ontology annotation, biological process: protein phosphorylation. The record is from RefSeq and is a predicted model, not a curated record. The coding region runs from base 1 to 2070 and encodes 689 amino acids. NCBI's taxonomy places the organism in Eukaryota, Viridiplantae, Streptophyta, Magnoliopsida, Fabales, Fabaceae.
AUGGUUUGCAACUACGUCUGCGUGAAUCUCGCAUUCGUUGUCUUCUCGGCAGCUUUGAUUUCUCGCUGUUUCGGAUUUACGGAUCCCGCUGAUGUGACAGCUCUCCAGGAUCUAUACAGGACCUUAAACAACCCUCUAGCGCUGAAAGGAUGGAACGGUAAUGAUCCUUGUGAGGAAUCUUGGACGGGAAUUGCAUGUUCCGGGUCAUCAGUUAUACACAUCCAAAUUCAACGACUAAACCUUACCGGGCAUCUUGGAAGCUUGCUCAAUAAUCUACAAAACUUAAAGCAACUUGAUGUCAGUUUUAACAACAUACUUGGGGAAAUCCCUCAGGGUUUACCUCCAAAUGCAACACAUUUAAAUAUGGCUUGCAACUAUUUCAGCGAAAAUAUCCCCCAUUCGUUGUCAACCAUGACAAAACUAGCACACCUGAAUUUAAGCCACAAUUUCUUGUAUGGACCCAUUGGCAACGUGUUUACUGGCUUAUAUAAUCUCAGAGAAAUGGACCUUUCGUACAAUAAUUUCACCGGUGAUCUGCCAAGUUCAUUUGGUUCCUUGACAACCCUGGAUAGAUUAUUUCUGCAGAACAACAGAUUCACCGGAUCAGUCACCUACCUGGCUGAGCUUCCACUCACUGAUUUGAACAUUCAAGACAAUCUGUUUAGCGGCCUACUUCCGCCGCAUUUUCAGUCCAUACCAAACUUAUGGAUUGGAGGGAAUAAGUUCCAAACCGUGGACAACUCUCCUCCCUGGGCAUUUCCCUUGGACAACGUACCCCUUGAGCAAAAUACUAGUCGCCCACCCAUAACUCAGGCAAAUGCCAUCGAGAACUACGCUCCUAUUAAGUUCUGUAAAUCCGUUUCAAUCUUUGAUCGUGCUUUUCUUUUUGUCUCCACUUUUACAGAAGAUUCUACUACGGCAAUAGACGAGAGCCUACAAAUCCCACCUUAUAAUGCUGCAUCCGUUUUGGGUCCAAAGCGAUUAACUUCCCAACCCCAUAAAAGAACUGGGGAAACAUCAAGAAAAAGCUUUUCCGGAAGAGACAGAUUCAAUGGAAGGAUAAAGGUUUAUACGGUAGCGGAGGUUCAGUUGGUUACAAACAGUUUCCAUGAAGAAAACCUUCUGGGAGAAGGAUCGCUUGGUCCUGUUUAUAGAGCUGAAUUUCCAAAUAACAAGGUUUUGGCUGUGAAGAAUAUCAACAUGGCGGGCAUGUCUUUCAGUGAAGAGGAAAAGUUCUUAGAUGUCGUGAGCACGGCUUCCCGUUUGAAGCACCCUAACAUUGUUUCACUUAAAGGCUACUGUUUGGAGCAUGGACAACAUCUUCUUGUCUUUGAGUAUGUCAGAAAUUUAACUCUAGAUGAUGCUCUUCAUAGUACAGCAUACAAGCCUUUAUCGUGGGGCACACGUCUCCGGAUCGCUCUAGGUGUUGGUCGGGCCCUGGACUAUUUGCACUCGACGUUCUCCCCUCCUGUCGCCCAUGGCAAAUUAAAGGCUACCAAUGUUCUACUGGACGAAAACCUCAUGCCUUGUGUUACUGACUGUGGCUUGGCUAUUCUGAGACCACUGAUAAGCAGUAAAGCCAAAAACCGGGCUUCCGAGAUUGAUAUUAGAGAUACAGGAUACAGUUCACCUGACCAUGGCCAACCAGGAGUUGGCAGCACGAAGAGCGACAUCUUUGCCUUUGGCGUGUUGCUUCUUGAACUAUUAACAGGAAGAAAACCUUUCGAUGGUUCCAGGCCAAGGGAAGAGCACUAUCUGGCAAAGUGGGCUUCAUCAAGACUGCAUGAUAGUGACAGUUUGGAACAGAUGGUGGAUCCAGCAAUCAAACGGACAUUUUCAUCCAAGGCUCUUUCUCGUUAUGCUGAUAUCAUCUCCCUCUGCAUUCAGCCAGUGAAGCAAUUUCGACCUCCAAUGUCUGAAAUCGUAGACAAUCUUGUAUCAUUUUCUCAAAAGCUUGUUUCAGAGAGUGGUGAAGCAGAUGAAACUGAACUUGAUCCACUUGACAUGUCUUUUCACACAACUAUCUCCCGCUUUAACGGUUCACCUGCUCUGAGCUAUGUAUCCGCCUGAUGUGCUAACUGGUUCGCAUUUUAAAACGUUCUCUUCUUUUUAUCUCCUUUGGCUUAUAAGGCGCAAAGUUUUAAUUCCUUCGACGUGACAAAAAAAAACUCAAUGGAUGAA